Molecule: messenger RNA, 1107 nt
Organism: Symbiodinium sp. CCMP2456
Lineage: Eukaryota; Dinophyceae; Suessiales; Symbiodiniaceae
Source: the annotation of a GenBank genome assembly
AUGUCAACGGGCAUCCAGAAGAAUCCCGAGUGGUAUCCGGGCCUCACGACCUCCAGCAGCUUCGAGGAGGUCCAGCAGUUUCUGUAUCUUUCCGAGUCCAACACCAACUGUGCGAAGCCCUGUGAGCCUCUCUGCACGAGCCGACAGCUCUGCAGCGCCAUGGGCGUGAACGUCUUCGGCUACGACGGCUUCAGAGAUGCGGCCGCUGUUGCCACGGCUGUGGGGAAUCUUUUUGCACAGGGCGUGCGCAACUUCCGCGUCAUCAACGUGGGAGGUUGGGCCAACACCGCGCUGGAAGCCAUUGACCUGGCCGCGGCGGGCAGCCAGGAGCCCACGUCGGUACAGAUCACGAGCCUCUUUUUCGAUUCGCCUGCAACGUGCGACAGCUUGCCCUCGUGGAUGGACUUCUCCAUGUCCGUGGCCCUCGAGAAACUCGCGAAGCUGACGCACGUCUCACGGAUCUUGGUGCAGAUCGACACCUGCAGUAUCUGCCAGUCCUCACCACUGUACUGCAUCAAUCCGACGGAGCAGGGUUUCGGUCAGGUGCAAGAGUCGAGCCAAGCAAAAGUCUUCGCCGACUUCAUCCAGAAUGAGUACUUCGACCGAAUCAAGGAGGCCCAUGCGGCUUUUCCCAUCAACGUGGAGUUCGUGAUUCCCUUCCAAAACGAGCAGAGCAGCCCGCUCUCCAUGCUGACGGCGCUUCAGGCUCAGCUGGCGCCAUUGCAGGCAGCCGGCAGAAGGUUUCAUCUGGAAGGGACCGUCUAUCCUUUCUGGACCCCCGGAUCUCUCUGGGCGCCCUUCGAUUCUGCCGUGACCAAGGGCUUCAUGGAUUUUGCCCAGGACCUGGGCUUUGACGGCUUCGUGGUCGCUGAAACCGGAUGGCCGCAAAAGUGCAGUGCCAGCAACACCCGGCCACCCAACCUGGAGAACAUGUGCCGCUACUGGCGCAGCACCCUGCGCGAGGUGGAGGCCUUGGCCGCAAAGGGUCGGCUGCUGUCCUACCACUGGAAGAUGGGCCCCGCCAACGACGGGAGCUGUGGGGAGCAGACCUGGGGGCUCUUCGAGCCCGACGGGUCGGCGGUGUGCGAAGACAUCUGGGACAUCUGA